UGACGCGACAGACUACUGUAUAAAAUAUCUAACCCCACAUCCAUAUAACCACCUAAUAAUAAACUUAGAAUAGAACGAGAAUCGCGCGCGGUGAUAUAAGUGCGAUAAAGUACAAGAACGAGCAAAUUCCGUAACAUUGUGCGUUAUCAAAUUAAGGCCAGAGUUGUAGAAAUCGAGUGUGCUUGCGUUGAAAGGCGCUAUUUUGUGAUAGGAAUGCUAGAUAGUUCUCGUAUGCAGAGGCUAAGAUUGUCGAAAUAGAUAGUAAACUGUAGAAACGUGAAUCGGUGCAGUUGUUCCUGAUUUCGCAGAAGAUUUAUAGUGAGUUGGCCGGACGUGAAUGAAAACAAAUUUUGAUUUUUGCAACAUCUGUGCUUGCCUGCUGUGUCCCUGAUCGCCGGACUUGGGUUUGUCGGUGAAUUUGGAUCAAAACUGCGCUCAGGAUUUGCUAGUGUGGUAGUGUGGUUAUACAGCAGUCACAACCAGAGAGUAUCAUCGCAAUUAUAAACAUCAUUACGGACGGUCGUAGUCACAGUCGCGGUCGUCGUGCGCACGUAUUUAACAAAAUAAAAACUUUGGUAUGGCAAGCCCAAUGUACUGCAAAGCUUGAUACUUGCAAUUAAAAUCUCGUCUCAUUCACAUCAGUUCACUGUUUUGUGCAAAACCAUACACAUACUUUGGCUAUUCGUACAUAUGAAGCACAUUGAAAAAAUGUGUGCAACCCGCCCCCACAUAAACGUUUUGUACCCUUGAAAAUAAAUGAAAAUGAGUUACUUUCAAACUAAUUUUUGCUAAAAACAUUGCAAGCACAACAGUCUUUUUUGCGUUAUUUGUUAUGUGUAUGUGAAUUUGCAAAAGUUAUCAAAACAUAGCUGAAAUACUACACACAGAAAGGGAGCUCGCCUAACUCAACUACAAAAUUUAUGUACCAGCAAGUCAAUUGUCGAAGCUAAAUUUUCCCUGUUUACACAGAGGAUUGUUUUCAAAACUUCUAAACAGAACUCACGUCUUAUCUGGUACAUCUCCUCACCUCAGUUUUUUAAAGAUAGAAUACUGUUAAGCAAUUGACUGAGACUGGUUGGGAUACAUUCCCUGCUAAUCAACCAAAGAAAAUAUUACUGUAGUAAACUAUUGUGACUGUAAAACACAUCAGAAAUCAACAGAAGGCGUAUUGCACAUUGCUAGAAACAUAGGCACGCACAGAAUGGCUGAUCACAACGAGGAUGAGAUGAAACACUGCUACGAGAAUCUGAUCGUGGUGGAUGUGGGCGCCAAUCUAACCAACAAAAAGUACAUUCGUGACCUGGACUCGGUGAUACAGCGCGCUAAAGAUUCGGGUGUGCAGAAAGUAAUGGUACCAGGAACGUCUGUCAAAUCCAGUAAGGAGGCGCUACGUCUGACUCGCAUCUAUCCCGGAAUCAUCUAUUCAACGGCCGGAAUUCACCCACACGAUUCGAAGUCUAUCAUCGAGGAGCCGAGCACGUGGCACGACUUUGAAGUGAUCGCUGGUGCUCCGGAGUGUGUCGCCAUUGGUCCCUGCGGUUUGGAUUACCAGCGAGAUUUCAGCGAACCGUGCACGCAGAAGGACAUCUUCGAACGACAGUUAAAACUUGCAUGCGAUCUACAGAAACCAAUUUUGAUACAUGAACGAUCUGCUCAGGAGGAUGUGUUGGAAAUACUUUCGAAAUUUCAACCUACACCGCAGAUCAUUAUUAGAGGUUUCAUGGGUACCAUCGAGGAAGCACUUAAAUACUUGCAACGAGAUUACUACAUUUCUCUGACCGGAUAUCUAUGCAAGGAUAAAUCUGAUACUGGCGUUCGUAAGCUGCUCGAAGAUGGCCGGCUACCGCUGGAGCGUCUGCUGGUAGAGACGGAUUCACCCUUUAUGUAUCCCAAUACUCGAGCUUCCAAACUGCCUCAGCACGUGAAAACUGGUCUAACCGAGCGGUCGCUUCUCUAUUUGCACCGAUAUUGUACCUUCCAGCGUAACGAACCCUGCAGUUUGCCGGCAAUUGUGGAAAUGAUCGCCGCAUUCAUGAACAAAAAACCAGAAGACGUGGGUCUUGCAACAGCGUUCAACGCCCUUAAACUGUUUGGGUUAUCUCAAUGAUAGACACAAAAGUAAUAACGACGAUUUAAACAAAACGAAAACGAUUUCAUUUAUAUUUCAACGAAUGAUAAUUUUGUUAUCAUAACUAAUUUUAACGCAGUUUCUUUUACAUACCUAUCAAACAAUUGUUAAGUUGGUUCUAUUUAAGUCUUGCCUGAUGUUAGUUAUCGAAAUAACCUGGAACCUUAGCGUUACUCAUUAGAUGACGGAUCCAAAAUAUGCUCCAAGAGCUUUUUUACAAUGUUGCGGAAUCCAGUCAAAUUGUUUUGUUCUACACAUUUAGACGUAUUUAAGGGUAGCUGUAGUUAUAAGCUUUGAUAUAAACAUGUGUUAACUGAAUUUAAUUGUUCUAUAUGUGAAGCGAAAGACUGAAGUUACUAAGAUGAGUUGGUUAGAAAACAUCAACCAAAAUAUAAUACCACUUCUAAUCUCGCGAGAAUUAGAAAAUCAAUCAACGAUAGUAUAACGAAAUCCACUUUGAAAUCAUCGCUCGUCCCACAAGAAACAGCGUUCGAGCAGGGAACAAUCUCAAUAGAAUUAUUAGAACAAACAAAACACAUUCCUUGUUGUAAACGGCAGUUUCUUGAGCGGCGACCGAGUUCGCAUAUGUUACUCAUAUGGAUAACUAGAAGCUUGUAGGAUAUAGUAAAUUUCGUGACACUGUUGUGCUAAUUGGCAGCAACUGUCAUACAGUUCCGAGUGCUCUCAUUUGCUUACAUAUUUAUUAGAUUGGGAAUAAGAAAUUAACAGUUGAAAAUAAUUGUUGUUCACUAGGUUAUACUACGCAUGUGCAUUGUAGAGGAAAAAUAAAUAAAUAAUGCAUAGUAAGAGAAGUGCCAUAAAGAGGUCCCUUUGUGUAACGGACGAAUUUGCAUAUGAUAUGUGACACCCUGUAUUCAUCAUCUAAUUAGUGAGAUUGAA
Molecule: messenger RNA, 3028 nt
Organism: Sabethes cyaneus
Lineage: Eukaryota; Metazoa; Arthropoda; Insecta; Diptera; Culicidae
Product: 3'-5' ssDNA/RNA exonuclease TatD
Exons: 4
Coding region: 1202-2107 (301 amino acids)
Cellular component (GO): cytosol
Molecular function (GO): single-stranded DNA 3'-5' DNA exonuclease activity
Source: RefSeq, a predicted model, not a curated record